Ipomoea nil (Japanese morning glory) is the source of this 1883-nucleotide messenger RNA. Its product is annotated as 4-coumarate--CoA ligase-like 5. The transcript is spliced from 5 exons. Gene Ontology annotation, molecular function: CoA-ligase activity. Gene Ontology annotation, cellular component: peroxisome. NCBI's taxonomy places the organism in Eukaryota, Viridiplantae, Streptophyta, Magnoliopsida, Solanales, Convolvulaceae. The record is from RefSeq and is a predicted model, not a curated record. The coding region runs from base 131 to 1789 and encodes 552 amino acids.
GGUCACGAUGCAAGUCAAAAGUCAAAAGAUCAGUCAUAAGACAGUGAACAGUGAACUUUAGCCACCUCCAUUUUCUUUCCAAGGUUGAUAAAUUUGUCAUCUUUGUGCUCGCUCACAUCUGUACUCAGCCAUGGCUUCCCAGAUCACCGUCGACUCACGCAGCGGCUUCUGUACAUCCAACUCAACUUUCUACAGUAAGCGGAACCCUAUCCCUCUUCCGUCCACCCACUCGAUAGAUGUGACGACUUUCAUAUCGUCGCGUGCCCACCAGGGGAAGAUUGCCUUCAUCGACGCCGCCACCGGUCGCCAGCUCAGCUUUUCCGACGUUUGGAGAGCAGUGGAGUCGGUGGCGACGUCUCUCUCCCUUGACAUGGGCAUACGUAAGGGUCACGUUGUGCUUCUACUUUCUCCCAAUUCCAUCUUCUUCCCCAUCAUCUGCCUCGCCGUAAUGUCCCUCGGCGCCGUUAUAACUACCACUAAUCCACUCAACACCCCCCGCGAAAUCGGCAAACAGAUCUCUGAUUCGAAACCGGUUCUCGCUUUCACUGUUACUGAACUUCUCCCAAAACUAGCCGAUUCGAAUCUCCCUGUGGUGCUCAUCGGAGGAGAUUCCAGUUCUACACCGAAAACCAACCUGAGGAUCGUGAGUAGACUGGAAGAGAUGAUGAAAAAGGCGCCGAGUCAGACUCGCUUCAAAGAAAGGGUCACUCAGGACGACACGGCGACUCUCCUGUACUCCUCCGGCACCACCGGGGCUAGCAAGGGUGUGGUCUCCUCGCACAGAAACCUAAUCGCGAUGGUCCAGACGGUGGUUGGACGGUUUAGGUUAGACGACGAUGAAGAGACGCAAACCUUCAUCUGCACCGUGCCGAUGUUUCACAUCUACGGAUUAGCAGCAUUCGCCACCGGGCUAUUAGCUUCCGGGUCGACAAUUGUGGUGCUAUCCAAAUUCGAGAUGGAUGAAAUGCUAUCAAGUAUUAACAAAUACCGCGCAUCGUAUCUCCCACUGGUGCCGCCGAUUCUGGUGGCGCUAAUCAACUUCGCCAACUCGAUUAAGAACAAGUACGAUCUCAGCAGCUUGAAGAAAGUUCUGUCUGGUGGUGCCCCUUUAAGCAGGGAGGUGAUUGAAGGUUUUGUGGAGAAGUACCCGGGGGUGACAAUCCUGCAAGGGUAUGGAUUGACGGAGUCGACCGGAAUUGGGGCGUCGACUGACUCGUUGGAGGAGAGCCGGAAGUACGGAACGGCGGGGUUGUUGUCUCCGAGCAUGGAGGCGAGAAUUGUAGACCCCGAUAGUGGGGAAUUAUUGCCGGUGAACCGCACCGGUGAGCUGUGGCUCAGGGGACCCUGUAUUAUGAAAGGUUACUUCAGUAAUGAAGAAGCUACGGCAUCAACACUAGAUUCAAACGGAUGGUUAAGAACUGGGGAUCUGUGUUACAUUGAUGAUGAUGGAUUUAUAUUUGUGGUUGAUAGAUUAAAGGAGCUGAUUAAGUACAAGGGCUACCAGGUUCCUCCGGCAGAGUUGGAGGCUUUGUUGCUAACUCACCCUGAAGUUGCUGAUGCUGCUGUUAUACCGUUUCCCGACAAGGAUGUUGGACAGUUUCCAAUGGUAUAUGUGGUGCGGAAAACUGGAAGUAGUAUCUCAGAAAAUGCAGUCAUGGAUUUUGUUGGCAAGCAGGUGGCUCCAUACAAGAGGAUAAGGCGAGUGGCAUUUGUAGCUUCCAUCCCCAAGAAUCCUUCAGGCAAGAUACUAAGGAAAGAUUUAAUAAAGCUCGCCACUUCUAAACUAUGAGUCAUUAAAGUUUUGCCAUAUGCGUGGAUUGGACAUUUUUCUGUUAUGUAAUAAUUUUGAUAUGUAAGCAAUAAAUUACAGUUUUAAGAUUUCA